GCCCAGGAGGUGGGCGUGGGAAGACAUGGGGCCAACCCGCUGCAGGGAGGGCGGUGCCGGGGCAGGGGGACCAGAAAGACGCUGCUUGCUUCGCCAAGUUGCCGGGGAAAGUUAGGAGAGACCCCUGGACACAGGAGAGGAGGACCAGGGUGACUGAGGUGAAGCCAUGUGGAGGCCACUACUCCUGCUGGCCCUGUGGCUGGGCACAGUGGGCGUGGGUAGGGCUCAGCUCACAGCCACCCAGCACCAGGGCCUGCAGGUGGCCCUGGAGGAAUUCCACAAGCACCCACGUGUGCAGUGGGCCUUCCAGAAGACCAGUAUGGACAGCGCCACGGACACGUCCUUCCCGGCGGGGACAUUUGUGAGGCUGGAAUUCAAGCUCCAGCAGACGAACUGCGGGAAGAAGGACUGGAAGAAAGCGGAGUGCAAAGUCAAGUCCAACGGGAGGAAGCGGAAGUGCCUGGCCUGCAUCAAGCUGGACUCGGAGUCUAAAGUCCUGGGCCGGAUGGUCCACUGCCCGAUAGAGGCGCAGGUUCAACGGGAGCCCAAGGAGCCCCAGGAGGCCCAGUGCAGCAAGAUACAGCGGAUUGGUGAGGACCCCCAAAGCUACUACUUCCCAGGACAAUUUGCCUUCAUAAAGGCGAAUGCCUGACCGAAUUCCACCUGGCUUUCUGGACAGCUGGGGGUGGUAACCAGUGAAACACCCCUCCCUGUGCCCCGAGGACGACCCCAUUAUCCCCAAGCUAAUAAAACUGCUCUUGAGCUGUG
Molecule: messenger RNA, 768 nt
Organism: Rhinolophus ferrumequinum (greater horseshoe bat)
Lineage: Eukaryota; Metazoa; Chordata; Mammalia; Chiroptera; Rhinolophidae
Gene: RARRES2
Product: retinoic acid receptor responder 2
Exons: 6
Coding region: 167-652 (161 amino acids)
Biological process (GO): inflammatory response; regulation of lipid catabolic process
Molecular function (GO): signaling receptor binding
Source: RefSeq, a predicted model, not a curated record